Vicia faba (fava bean) is the source of this 1764-nucleotide messenger RNA. The record is from the annotation of a GenBank genome assembly. NCBI's taxonomy places the organism in Eukaryota, Viridiplantae, Streptophyta, Magnoliopsida, Fabales, Fabaceae.
AUGGAAGAAGAUGAUUACGAGGAGUAUAUUCCUGUGGCAAAGCGUCGCGCUAUGGAGGCACAGAAAAUUCUCCAACGCAAAGGGAAGGCUUCGGCUGUGAUCGACGAUGAAACGGAGAAAGUAGGAGUGGUUGAAACGAAGCCGAGUCUACUUGUUAAGGCAUCGCAGUUGAAGAAAGACCAACCUGAGAUCAGUGUUACCGAGCAGAUUGUUCAACAGGAGAAGGAGAUGAUUGAUAAUUUAUCCGACAAGAAAACCCUUAUGUCUGUUCGCGAAUUAGCUAAGGGGAUUACUUAUACCGAGCCUUUGCCUACUGGGUGGAAGCCUCCUUUGCAUAUAAGACGGAUGUCCAAGAAAGAUUGCGAAUUUAUUCAGAAACAGUGGCAUAUUAUUGUUAACGGUGAAGAUAUUCCGCCCCCGAUUAAGAAUUUUAAGGACAUGAGGUUUCCGGAUCCCAUUCUGAAGAUGUUGAAAACUAAGGGGAUUGUGCAGCCUACGCCCAUUCAGGUGCAGGGUCUUCCUGUUAUUUUAUCUGGGAGGGAUAUGAUUGGGAUUGCUUUCACGGGUUCGGGUAAAACUUUGGUUUUUGUGCUUCCGAUGAUUAUGAUGGCCAUGCAGGAGGAGAUUAUGAUGCCUUUGGUUCCCGGGGAGGGUCCGUUUGGUUUGAUUAUUUGUCCGUCCAGGGAAUUGGCCAGGCAAACUUAUGAAGUUAUUCAACAGUUCUUGUUGCCGUUGAAGGAAGCCGGAUAUCCGGAGCUCAGGCCUUUGCUUUGUAUCGGUGGAAUUGAUAUGAGAUCACAGCUUGAGAUUGUCAAGAAGGGGGUUCAUUUGGUUGUUGCUACGCCUGGGAGGUUGAAGGAUAUGUUGGCCAAGAAAAAAAUGAAUCUGGAUAACUGCAGGUAUUUGACAUUAGAUGAGGCUGAUCGAUUGGUAGAUUUGGGAUUUGAAGAUGAUAUAAGAGAAGUUUUUGAUCACUUUAAAGCUCAAAGGCAAACUCUCUUAUUUUCUGCUACAAUGCCGACCAAAAUUCAAAACUUUGCUAGAAGUGCUUUGGUGAAACCUAUUAUUGUCAAUGUGGGGCGGGCGGGAGCGGCAAAUCUUGAUGUGAUUCAGGAGGUAGAGUAUGUCAAACAAGAGGCAAAAAUAGUUUACCUCCUUGAGUGCCUACAGAAAACACCACCUCCUGUUCUGAUUUUUUGUGAGAACAAAGCUGAUGUCGAUGACAUUCAUGAGUAUCUUCUCUUGAAAGGAGUGGAAGCUGUGGCUAUUCAUGGAGGCAAGGAUCAGGAAGAGAGAGAGUAUGCCAUUUCAUCAUUUAAGGCUGGAAAGAAAGAUGUCUUGGUUGCAACUGAUGUUGCAUCUAAAGGUUUGGAUUUUCCUGAUAUUCAACAUGUCAUCAACUACGACAUGCCAGCUGAAAUAGAAAAUUAUGUCCAUAGGAUUGGACGUACUGGACGAUGUGGUAAAACUGGUAUAGCGACCACGUUUAUAAACAAGAACCAAAGUGAGACAACUUUGCUUGAUUUGAAACACCUAUUGCAAGAAGCAAAACAAAGGAUCCCACCGGUUUUAGGUGAGCUGAAUGAUCCAAUGGAAGAUACUGAAGAAAUCACAGGCAUAAGUGGUGUCAAGGGAUGUGCGUAUUGUGGCGGGCUUGGACAUCGUAUCCGUGAUUGUCCUAAAUUAGAACAUCAGAAGAGUGUGGCAAUUGCAAAUAAUAGAAAGGAUUAUUUUGGAUCUGGAGGUUACAGAGGGGAAAUUUGA